Messenger RNA from Colius striatus (speckled mousebird), 10394 nucleotides. RefSeq lists its product as uncharacterized. The record is from RefSeq and is a predicted model, not a curated record. Bases 3752 to 4678 code for a protein of 308 amino acids. Lineage: Eukaryota; Metazoa; Chordata; Aves; Coliiformes; Coliidae. The transcript is spliced from 7 exons.
CCUCCGCCCGCUGCGGUCCCCAACGGCAUCGGCUCGUGCGAGCUCCGGCGGCUGAAGAGCCGACGCCGGCGGGUCCUGGGGGGCUGCGGAGAGCCCGGCGUCCGCCCCGCGGGAGAGGGCCUUUCCUUCCUGUAUGUCUGCUUUUGCCCAUCAGCCGGGCUUUUGUUCGCCCUUGUCUGGGGGCGAGCGGUGGCAGAGCCAGUCCCCGGCAGCACAGAGCACGGAGGAGGAAAAGGCGCUGCGGGAUGCGGCAUGAGCGGCGGCAGCUUCCUGAGCCUCGGCGCUUCUCUGCAGGAGCCCCCUGUGCCCGGCUCCGAGGGACGGGCGGCCCCUGAGCUCAGCGACGGCGCAGCAGCAGGGUCCAUCUUUCCCGUUUCCAGCCUGGAUAUUGAAGAGAGCCCAGGGCAUUCAGGAGCUGCUGCUUUCCUCCUCUGCCGAGUGGCCAGCCCGCUGGAGUGCUGCCUCCUGCACCAAGAGCCCUUCUCCGGGAUGAGACCCGUGUGGCAGCUGCCGGGGAAGCGGCCGUCUGGAUGAGCAGCUGCCGUCGUCCUGUGCCCCAGGAGAAGCGGCCGCAGUGACUGUCUGCUGGGAGAGCCCUGAAGAACCCUGGGCAGCCAAUGGCCUUUCCUUCCUGUAUGUCUGCUUUUGCCCAUCACCCGGGCUUUUGUCCGCCCUUGUCUGGGGGCGAGCGGUGGCAGAGCCUGUCCCCGGCAGCACAGAGCACGGAGGAGGGAAAGGCGCUGCGGGACGCGGCAUGAGCGGCGGCAGCUUCCUGAGCCUCGGCGCUUCUCUGCAGGAGCCCCCUGUGCCCGGCUCCGAGGGACGGGCGGCCCCUGAGCUCAGCGACGGCGCAGCAGCCUGGAUAUUGAAGACAGCCCAGGGCGUUCAGGAGCUGCUGCUUUCCUCCUCUGCCAUGCGGCCAGCCCGCUGGAGUGCUGCCUCCUGCACCAAGAGCCCUUCUCCGGGAUGAGACCCGUGUGGCAGCUGCCGGGGAAGCGGCCAUCUGGCUGAGCAGCUGCCGUCGUCCUGUGCCCCAGGAGAAGCGGCCGCAGUGACUGUCUGCUGGGAGAGCCCUGAAGAACCCUGGGCAGCCAAUGCCUGGAUAUUGAAGACAGCCCAGGGCGUUCAGGAGCUGCUGCUUUCCUCCUCUGCCGUGUGGCCAGCCCGCUGGAGUGCUGCCUCCUGCACCAAGAGCCCUUCUCCGGGAUGAGACCCGUGUGGCAGCUGCCGGGGAAGCGGCCGUCUGGCUGAGCAGCUGCCGUCGUCCUGUGCCCCAGGAGAAGCGGCCGCAGUGACUGUCUGCUGGGAGAGCCCUGAAGAACCCUGGGCAGCCAAUGAUCAAGGUCCCCGGUGGAUUUGGGCAAAAUGGAUCAAGCCACAUCAAGCCAAAGGACUUAAUGACUGUAAGAGCAACGGAAAAACAAUCUUGAGGAAAGAACCAAUUGAUCCACCCUCAAUCCAUCACCCUGUUAAAAUGUAAACCCUCUCAACUGUGCCACUGCAUAUGCUGCUGUAAAUUCCUCCAGCUACCUGUAUCAUAUUAAAAGAACUGAAGAACUUAACAAGACGGCCAAUGGAAACUUGAAAGCCAAACUGGUGUGUUUUCUACAGAUGAAGAGAUAUUUCCUGCUCACAGAUCAGCAUGCGAAAGAAGUGGAAGAAAAGUCCAAAACUACAUUCAGAAAACAAACCUCAGUGGAAGCACAGAGAACUCAUCCCUUCUCACCAGUGUGCGUCGCUCCUAGCAACACACAUCAGAUUACGUUCAUUUUGAGUUCAUGGAUUUCUGUGCUGCAUUGUUCAGUCAUGUAGCUGUUAUUGACCUUUCGUUGUAAACUCAUGGCCAUGGGUAAAAAUAGUUCUGUUUUCUUCAUGUACCUUUAAUUUUGAAAUGUGUUGCUGAAGGCUGGCUGGUCCAAAAAGAAAAAGGGGGGAAUUGAAAGCACAAAUGUGGCUUGGACCAGCCAGCCUGAAUAAAGAUGGUAGGGACAAGUUAAUGCAGCUGGCAAGCUACUUCCACUUAUCAGAAACAGAUGCUGCAAGGUACUCAGUUGGGCCCUGGGUGAUCACAGGGGCAGAAGCAGCAUAGAAGGAAGUAGCUAGCAAAGGAAGGGUGGCUUUGAGUCAACCCUGUUGGUUGUACCACUUUGCCCGUGUACGGCUCUGCACGUGCAUUACCUAGAUUCUCUACAUCUUUGAAUGAAUAUAGCUUGCACUGCUCCAACAGUGGCAGAUUGCGCUGUUGGUAUUGAUCCUCAGGAGGGAGGGGAACCAGUAGAGAUUAAAGCUUCAGGCUAUUCUGCUCUCUCCCCUCCUCCAAGGUCCAACAUCCACUGCCUUAUUUGGUUUUUUGCUCAGGGCUCAGAGUCCCCUCUUUGCGUGUGGUUUCAUUGGUCUUUUGUACUAUUUCUCCUACUCAUUGAGUUACAGAUUGUCUCAUGAGGUACCAAACCAAAUCUUUAUUAAAACUACAAACAGUCUGUAACAAACUACAGGGAUGAAAGAGCAGAGAACCAGGGGCUCCUCAACAGUCAGGAAAAAGCAUCAACAAGGGAGUGAAACCUGGAAGAGAAACAAACAUGCAGAGAAAGCCCCAGCAGUGGCGAGGUGAGGUCUGGGCCAGCUGAGCACAGCCGGUCUCCUGUGGGGCUGUGGGUCAGGUCACUCACCUGAUUGCUGUGCUUGGAUUUCUACUCCUAAGUGCUGCUCCUCAGGGAAGCUGCUGCCACGGCCGUACUCCUGCUCAUGGCGAAUGACCUCGUAGUGAGUGAGGUGAGAGGCACCACGCAGAAAGGCAGCAAAGCUGGGAGAAGCCCCAAAGCAGCGUCAUGCCAGGCCCCGGCACACGGGGAGGAGCGUUUCAGAGCUGGGACCAAGCGGUAUCUGCCCUUUCCCCCUGGUAAACCCGGCUUCCACACACCCCCCACCUUCUGUGCCCCCCUCUCCCCAUCUGCAAGGCCAGAAGGGACAGCACAGCAACCUCAGCCUUUCAGAAGCAGAAGUGCCAGCGACCAUGUGCACAGGGCCACGAAACGUUACCUCUCUGGAGAGCGGAGGCGUCUCAUUAUAGUCUGCACAUUGACCUCCGGGCUUUUGCAGUACUUUCGAAGCUCUUUGACUGCCCUGCGUGUCUCCAACUCGCCCUGCUUUCGAUAUUCCUCCUGGGUCAGCAGGUGACGGGGGCUCGGCUCAGCCCAAACGCUCCUCCCUCUCCUGCCAGCAGAAGGGCCCCAGUCAGUGCCCACCCAGCCGGGGCAGCGGGUCAGAGCUGGCGGCUAGAGGAGCUGAGAACGUCCCUCCGGCCUCUGCUCGUCGCUCCUGAGGGAGACUGCCAGCCCUGAACAGGAGCAGGGCACUCUCCUGCACUGUCCGAGGGACACAGCGACACAACCUCUUCCCAGACCCCACCAAAGGUGCCCCAGGUGUGUGACACAGACUCCAUCCAACAGCUCAUCCAGGCCUGAUAAUGGCUGGCAAGCAGGAGUGAGCCUGCGUGCUGACAGUCCUCACCUUUGGGCAGCAGAAGCCCAGUACAUGAUGUAAUUGAUGAUCUUGAUGCACAUUGGAAUCAGCACCACAGCCAAGGCAAGAGGAUGGAUCUGGUUGGCUGCAUAUAGCAGCGGCAGCCCCAGGAGCUGCAGGCCCCAGAUGAGAUGGAUGCUGCGCUCAUUCUCCAGUGGGCCGCACAUGUAGCCCAUGUGGAAGGUCACCAAGCUCACAUACAGCAGGUAGCCUGUGGUAGAGCAGAAGCAUGGGGCAGGCAGCACCCAGCGGGCUCAGCUGGGCUGACAGGAGCUGCCGAGCUGCACUCUCAGGGCUGCAGGGAAUCCUGACGCCUGAUGCCACGUCCCUAUGGCCCUGCUCCCCCUUCCCAGAGCUCCCCCAGCUCAGCAGAAUCUGGGUGGGUAAAGAGAAAAGCUCUUCUUCUCUUUUCAUUGCAGUGCGUUUGUGUGGGCAGCUUUUUGUAGCAGGGGUACGGUGGUGGCUGCUGGAAGUGUCCCCUGUGCAGUUGAGGAGGUGUUUCCAUUUAAACAUAAGCAAAUCCUAUUUCCCUGUUGUGCUGAGGGAGCCCCGGCCCAGGCUGCCCAGGGAGGUUGUGGAGGCUCCUGCUCGGGUCACCUUCAAAACUCACUUGGACAUGUUCCUGUGGCCUCUGAUCGACAUGAACCUGCUUUGGCAAGGAGGGCCUGAAUUGAUCAUCUCUCAAGGUCCCCUCCAACCCUCACCGUUGUGUGAUGCUGUGAACAGCUUUGCUGCGCACCCUCAGCCAGCCAGAGCUAAAGCAGGACCCAGACCCAGCACAGCCCCGUCCCCCGCUCCCCUGCUCAGCUCCAAUCCAGCUCCUCGCUGUCGUCCCACUCACUUUCGCUCCACUGCGGCAUCUGUGACAGCAGCAAGAUCAGAGUCCCGAGGAUCAGCACGCAAACCUCGAUCAGUUCCAUGUUUCCCGCUGCAGCAGCGCCGGGCAGCUCCGCGUCUGCCACUCGCUGAGCAAGUGCCACUGGUGCAGGCGGCAGCACUGAGUGUGGCGCCGGGCUCUGUGAUGUCACAGCUGCCGAUUCUCUGGUGGGGCCCACGCUGGGGGGUGAAGAGCAACCCCCUGAGGGGCCCCAGACGCAAGGGCGGGGGCCUGCAGCUGGGGAGGAACAAGCCCAGCAUCAGCCCAGGCUGGGGGUGACCUGCUGGAGAGCAGCUGUGGGACAGGGACCCGGCAAGUGCUGGUGGGCGGCAAAUAAAGAUGAGCCAGGAGCGUGGUUGAGCCCAAAGUGUCAUGGUCAACAGAGUCCAAUCCAAUUGGUGUCACAAGUGCUGUCCCCCGGGGCUCAGGACGGGGGGCACUCCUCUUGAACACCUUUGUUAGUGAUCUGGAUGAGGGGAUCAGUGGCCUCACCGACUUGUCGUGUGGGACUCCACACAGCAGCUUCCCACUUACGGUGAUUUCCUACCCCGCGGCAGGAUCCAUCAGUAAAACAACUGUAAUGAGCAUCCACCCCGGGCUCAGGGCUCUGGGUAUUGCUGCAGCUUCACUUGGGCUUGCUUCAGCUUCAGCUUGCUUCAAACAUCCAGGAUACAGGUGUCAGCUAAAUUGGGUAAAAAUAUUUAUGUUUUCUUCAUGUACCUUUAAUUGUGAAAUUUGUUACUGAAAGCUGGCUGGUCCAAAAAGAAAAACGGGGGAAUUGUAGGCACAAAUAAGUGAACCUGCUUCUGCAGGGUGGUUGGACUAGAUGAUCUCUAAAGGUCCCUUCCAACCCCUACCAUUCUAUGAUUCUAUGACAAAUGUGACUUGGACCAGUCAGCUUGAAUAAAGAUGGUAGGGAUAGGGAGAAGUUAAUGCAGCUGGCAAGCUACUUCCAAUUAUCCGAAACAGAUGCUGCAAGAUAAUCAAUUGGGCCCUGGGUGAUCACAUCGGCAGAAGUGACAUAUAAGGAAGUAGCUAGCAAAGGAAGAGUGGCUUUGAGUCAACCCUGUUGGUUGUAAUGUGUUGCCUCUGUGUGUUUCUGCACGUGCAUUACCUAGAUUCUCUACAUCUUUGAAUGAAUAUAGCUUGCACUGCUACAACAGUGGCAGAUUGCGCUGUUGGUAUUGAUCCUCAGCAUGGAGGGGAACCAGUAGAGAUUAAAGCUUCAGGCUAUUCUGCUCUCUCCCCUCCUCCAAGGUCCAACAUCCACUGCCUUAUUUGGUUUUUUGCUCAGGGCUCAGAGUCCCCUCUUUGCUUGUGGUUUCAUUGGUCUUUUGUACUAUUUGUCCUACUCAUUGAGUUACAGAUUGUCUCAUGAGGUACCAAACCAAAUCUUUAUUAAAACUACAAACAGUCUGUAACAAACUACAGGGAUGAAAGAGCAGAGAACCAGGGGCUCCUCAACAGUCAGGAAAAAGCAUCAACAAGGGAGUGAAACCUGGAAGAGAAACAAACAUGCAGAGAAAGCCCCAGCAGUGGCGAGGUGAGGUCUGGGCCAGCUGAGCACAGCCGGUCUCCUGCGGGGCUGUGGGUCAGGUCACUCACCUGAUUGCUGUGCUUGGAUUUCUCCUCCUAAGUGCUGCUCCUCAGGGAAGCUGCUGCCACGGCCGUACUCCUGCUCAUGGCGAAUGACCUCGUAGUGAGUGAGGUGAGAGGCACCACGCAGAAAGGCAGCAAAGCUGGGAGAAGCCCCAAAGCAGCGUCAUGCCAGGCCCCGGCACACGGGGAGGAGUGUUUCAGGGCUGGGACCAAGCGGUAUCUGCCCUUCCCCCCUGGCAUGCCCGGCUUCCACACACCCCCCACCUUCUGUGCCCCCCUCUCUCCAUCUGCAAAGCCAGAAGGGACAGCACAGCAACCUCAGCCUUUCAGAAGCAGAAGUGCCAGCGACCAUGUGCACAGGGCCACGAAACGUUACCUCUCUGGAGAGCGGAGGCGUCUCAUUAUAGUCUGGACAUUGACCUCCGGGCUUUUGCAGUACUUUCGAAGCUCUUUGACUGCCCUGCGUGUCUCCAACUCGCCCUGCUUUCGAUAUUCCUCCUGGGUCAGCAGGUGACGGGGGCUCGGCUCAGCCCAAACGCUCCUCCCUCUCCUGCCAGCAGAAGGGCCCCAGUCAGUGCCCGCCCAGCGGGGUCAGCGGGUCAGAGCUGGCAGCUAGAGGAGCUGAGAACGUCCCUUCGGCCUCUGCUCGUCGCUCCUGAGGGAGACUGCCAGCCCUGAGCAGGAGCAGGGCACUCUCCUGCACCAUCCCAGGGACACAGGGACACAACCUCUCCCCAGACCCCACCAAAUGUGCCCCAGGUGUGUGACACAGACUCCAUCCAACAGCUCAUCCAGGCCUGAUAAUGGCUGGCAAGCAGGAGUGAGCCCGGGUGCUGACAGUCCUCACCUUUGGGCAGCAGAAGCCCAGUACAUGAUGUAAUUGAUGAUCUUGAUGCAGAUUGGAAUCAGCAUCACAGCCAAGGCAAGAGGAUGGAUCUGGUUGGCUGCAUAUAGCAGCGGCAGCCCCAGGAGCUGCAGGCCCCAGAUGAGAUGGAUGCUGCGCUCAUUCUCCAGUGGGCCGCACAUGUAGCCCAUGUGGAAGGUCACCAAGCUCACAUACAGCAGGUAGCCUGUGGGAGAGCAGAAGCAUGGGGCAGGCAGCACCCAGCGGGCUCAGCUGGGCUGACAGGAGCUGCCGAGCUGCACUCUCAGGGCUGCAGGGAAACCUGACGUCUGAUGCCACGUCCCUAUGGGCCUGCUCCCCCUUCCCAGAGCUCCCCCAGCUCAGCAGAAUCUGGGUGGGUAAAGAGAAAAGCUCUUCUUCUCUUUUCAUUGCAGUGGGUUUGUGUGGGCAGCUUUUUGUAGCAGGGGUACGGUGGUGGCUGCUGGAAGUGUCCCCAGUGCAGUUGAGGAGGUGUUUCCAUUUAAACGUAAGCAAAUCCUAUUUCCCUGUUGUGUUGAGGGAGCCCCGGCCCAGGCUGCCCAGGGAGGUUGUGGAGGCUCCUUCUCGGGUCACCUUCAAAACUCACUUGGACAUGUUCCUGUGGCCUCUGAUCGACAUGAACCUGCUUUGGCAAGGGGGGCCGGAAUAGAUCAUCUCUCAAGGUCCCUUCCAACCCUCAUCGUUGUGUGAUGCUGUGAACAGCUUUGCUGCGCACCCUCAGCCAGUCAGAGCUAAAGCAGGACCCAGACCCAGCACAGCCCCGUCCCCCGCUCCCCUGCUCAGCUCCAAUCCAGCUCCUCGCUGUCGUCCCACUCACUUUCGCUCCACUGCGGCAUCUGUGACAGCAGCAAGAUCAGAGUCCCGAGGAUCAGCACACAAACCUCAAUCAGUUCCAUGUUUCCCGCUGCAGCAGCGCCGGGCAGCUCCGCGUCUGCCACUCGCUGAGCAAGUGCCACUGGUGCAGGCGGCAGCACUGAGUGUGGCGCCGGGCUCUGUGAUGUCACAGCUGCCGAUUCUCUGGUGGGGCCCACGCUGGGGGGUGAAGAGCAACCCCCUGAGGGGCCCCAGGCGCAAGGGCAGGGGCCUGCAGCUGGGGAGGAACAAGCCCAGCACCGGCCCAGGCUGGGGGUGACCUGCUGGAGAGCAGCUGUGGGACAAGGACCCGGCAAGUGCUGGUGGGCGGCAAAUAAAGAUGAGCCAGGAGCGUGGUUGAGCCCAAAGUGUCAUGGUCAACAGAGUCCAAUCCAGUUGGUGUCACAAGUGCUGUCCCGCGGGGCUCAGGACAGGGGGCACUCCUCUUGAACACCUUUGUUAGUGAUCUGGAUGAGGGGAUCAGUGGCCUCACCGACUUGUCGUGUGGGACUCCACACAGCAGCUUCCCACUUACGGUGAUUUCCUACCCCGCGGCAGGAUCCAUCAGUAAAACAACCGUAAUGAGCAUCCACCCCGGGCUCAGGGCUCUGGGUGUUGCUGCAGCUUCACUUGGGCUUGCUUCAGCUUCAGCUUGCUUCAAACAUCCAGGAUACAGGUGUCAGCUAAAUUGGGUAAAAAUAUUUAUGUUUUCUUCAUGUACCUUUAAUUGUGAAAUUUGUUACUGAAAGCUGGCUGGUCCAAAAAGAAAAACGGGGGAAUUGUAGGCACAAAUAAGUGAACCUGCUUCUGCAGGGUGGUUGGACUAGAUGAUCUCUAAAGGUCCCUUCCAACCCCUACCAUUCUAUGAUUCUAUGACAAAUGUGACUUGGACCAGUCAGCUUGAAUAAAGAUGGUAGGGAUAGGGAGAAGUUAAUGCAGCUGGCAAGCUACUUCCAAUUAUCCGAAACAGAUGCUGCAAGAUAAUCAAUUGGGCCCUGGGUGAUCACAUCGGCAGAAGUGACAUAUAAGGAAGUAGCUAGCAAAGGAAGAGUGGCUUUGAGUCAACUCUGUUGGUUGAAAUGUGUUGCCUCUGUAUGUUUCUGCAUGUGCAUUACCUAGAUUCUCUACAUCUUUGAAUGAAUAUAGCUUGCACUGCUACAACACAGCAGGAUCUCCAAACCAGUGCUAUGGGGUCUUGGUUGGCUGGAGCCAGGCAAGGGCAGUUCCAGGAGUGACCUGAGAGCUCUGGAGGGGCAGGAGAUGGCAAUAACCAUUCCCCAUCUCCCUGUGCUGCUGACGGUGGAGGAAGGAGAGUCCUGGAAAGAUGGAGGGGUUGGGGUCAAUUAAAGAAGUUAUAAAAGCAUCAUAGCAGAGAAGCAUUUUCUAGCAUUUAGCUAGAAAAUUGCAAGAAUAUAUUUGUAACUCUUAGGUAUUUGAAAUAUUUGUUUUACAGAAAUGCUGACCUUGUAGAAAUACCAGCUUUAUGAACUUGUCCGGUAGGGGACGGGACUCCCUGGGUGCCCCCAGGAUUUCCCAGAGGGACUCCUCGCCCUGCUCCCUUCUGUGGAGAAAAAAUGAGGGAGCAUGGACAUGGAUAUAAUGCUAGGCCCAUUGGGGCAAGGCAGUCUGUGCUCUAGUAAUAUGGAUUUGGUGCACAAUCAAGACCAGAGUCAGAGCCAUGGUUAAAGCAGUUACUGUCACGUAGACAGCAGGCUGCUUUCUGCUCGCUCAAGGUCGGACUGUUUUCGACUAAAAGUGGAAAACAACUUUGGGGAAAAACAAGAUGUGAAAAUGUGAGGGAGCUUGCUUAUGGCAGAAACCGCAAGUAGGAUGAACAAGAAAAUGUAAUCUAUUAGCUGCUGUUGCUGAGCUAGCUUUGAAGCUGCUGUCUAUAUAAGUUAGAUCCUGCUCUCAAUGGAGGAGAUUUCUGCUAUCACUCACAUUGAGUAGGACUGAUUUCUUCCCACCCAGCUGAGAAUCGGACCCUGGGUUGAUCGCCGCAUGAAGUAGGCUUAGAGCUGGUUUUUCAGGCUUCAAGCCUGGUUUCAGGCUUCAAGCCUGGUUUUCAGACUUCGAGUCUGUUUUUUUAGGCCAAGAGCCGAAAACUUCGCAGCAAAUGACACCCACCUUCCAUCCGCAGCCGCCGCCGGUCAGUGUCUCCGGAGCCCCCCCACACACACCGCGCCGACACCGCCGGCCCCGGCCCUCACGGACCGCUGCGCUCGUCCUUUCCAUCCUCAGUCCCUUGCCUCAACGAGUGUAAAAACUGUUGGUCGUGAUGUUGUGCAUUUUGCUGUGAAUGUGAUGAUGAAUACUGGUUUUCUUACAGUGGAAACUUUCUGAGGUGUUUUAGGUGUCAGGAACAGAACAUUUUGACAUUGAGAAGCUAAAAGGUGGUUUGUGUUUUAGACUCAUUGGUGAAGGAUUUUUUUUUAUCAGGAGUAAAAAAAAAAAUGGAUUUUGUCAUACUGUUGAUGCUUCAAAUGAUUGUGGUAAAUGGUUUUAGGCAAUUUCAACAAACCAAGCAAAACAUGUGGGUUACACUGGCCAAAGCAAUCAAUCAGUCUACAAUAUGUUUAUCAAUGGCCACUCCAGAGAAUCCUUUUUCUACCUGUUCCAUCAGAUGUGGCACAAUGGCCUGUAUCAAAUGCAUUAAAAACA